Molecule: messenger RNA, 1248 nt
Organism: Colletotrichum siamense
Lineage: Eukaryota; Fungi; Ascomycota; Sordariomycetes; Glomerellales; Glomerellaceae
Exons: 3
Coding region: 1-1248 (415 amino acids)
Source: RefSeq, a predicted model, not a curated record
AUGGCUGAAUCGCUCGCGGCGCUCGGCGUCGCGUCCAACAUCGUCCAGUUCGUCGAGCUUGGCUUCAACAUCACAAAGGCCGUGAUUGAGACAUACCGAAGUACCGAUAUUAAUGGCCUGGCGGAGCGCAAUGUCGACCUGGUCGCCAUGACUACCAGCCUCAAAGAUCGGUGCACUCUCCUCCAGGAUGACGCUGCGGCGAAAGCUGACCCGAUCACCAUGGGCCUCCUGAAACGAUGUAUCAAAGUCGCAAAUGAGCUACUUUUCGAGCUUGAAGGGCUCAAGAUGAGCGCUGCCGACCGUCACCGGAGCUUGGCGAAGUUCAUAGUGUCUGUCAAGGCAUAUUGGAAGAAGAGCAAGAUUGAAGACCUUGCGGCCAGAAUCGUGGACAUAAGGAAGGAGAUCUUUCGGAGAUUGGAGCCUUUGAUACAUGAUCACCGCAAAUCGCUUUCGGAAGCCAUGCGCUCACUGGGCGAGGCAUCGACCGCUUGGAAUAACGCCACCGAGAAAAGACUAGACUCUAUUGCCCGAGACCUUGAAAGGCUUCUAGACAGCAAUUCAGUGGGGACGUCGUCAAAGGAUUUUGGGGCGUUUGCAAACCAGCUCUCCAAGUUUGCGGACGAGGCAAAGCAUCGCGGCAAUAUAAGGACAAUCCUUAAAAGUCUUCACUUUGCGCAGAUUAAAGAGAGGCAAAACGAGAUUCCCCAGGCUCAUCGCAACACGUUUCAGUGGAUAUUCGACGAAUCAUCGUCUACUGGCUUUGCGUCAUGGUUCCAAUGUCCCAGCGAAGGCGUUUUCUGGAUAACGGGGAAACCUGGAUCUGGAAAAUCCACCCUGAUGAAAUUCAUUCUGGGUCAUCAGACAACCAAAGAUCUGGCCGAGGCGUGGGCCGGUUCAAAGCCCUUUAUCCUCGUCAGUCACUUCUUUUGGAGUGUUGGUAACAAGAUUCAAAAGUCACAGGAGGGUCUUCUCCGGACCCUCUUGUUCCAGAUCAUGGUUCAAUGCCCAGAACUCAUCCCGGAAGUUUGCGGGGAGAGGUACUCAGAUCCCUUCAGAUCCCUCGAGUCCUGGAGUAUUGAAGAGCUCUCCGAAAUAUUUGAGAGAAUUCAGCACAUCCGGGGGCUACCAAAACGAGUUUUGCUUCUCGUUGACGGCCUUGAUGAGUACAGCGGCGAGCCAAGGGAGCUCACAAUAUUCUUGGGCGCCAUUGCGAAAUCACCAGACAUCAAAGGGUCGUUGGACGUUUGA